Molecule: messenger RNA, 1909 nt
Organism: Diachasma alloeum
Lineage: Eukaryota; Metazoa; Arthropoda; Insecta; Hymenoptera; Braconidae
Gene: Nmt
Product: glycylpeptide N-tetradecanoyltransferase 1
Exons: 7
Coding region: 104-1513 (469 amino acids)
Biological process (GO): N-terminal peptidyl-glycine N-myristoylation
Cellular component (GO): cytoplasm
Molecular function (GO): glycylpeptide N-tetradecanoyltransferase activity
Source: RefSeq, a predicted model, not a curated record
CGGUAAAAAACGGUGUAAUUUACCAACGUAAUUUACACGCCCAACCCUGGUCGCCACCACUCGAUAUUUCUCGCAAUCAGUUGUGACUCUGGUCUAUAUUAAAAUGGCGGACAAGACUCGGGUGUUGGAUCGUGAUGGGAAAACUCCGGAGAAUCAUGAGAAGGAGGGCAAGAGUAAAAGUGCGAAAAAACGAGAAGGAAAGAAGAAGAAUCAGCCGUCAAAUUCCUCGAAAGAGAACAAUGAAAUGGUCCCAGCGGAUGGAGAAGUGCCUGGUGCAUGCAAUAUUUCCAUAAAGGAGAUUGAGUUGGCAAUGGAAGUGUUUAAAAUGCAACUCAAGCCAGCUAAGACACAGGAGGAGGCUAUGCAGAAGGCUUAUCAAUUCUGGAGCACUCAACCAGUCCCCAAAAUGGAUGAAAAAAUUGUGGUUAAUGAACCCAUUGAACAGAACAAAACGUCCAUCAGGCCCGAGCCGUACUCCCUCCCCGAUGGCUUCCAGUGGGAUACCCUGGAUCUGGACGAUCCAUUAGUCCUCGCAGAGUUGUACACGCUGUUGAGCGAAAAUUACGUCGAGGAUGACGAUGCCAUGUUCAGAUUCGACUAUCCACAAAAUUUUCUCAAAUGGGCCCUGCAGCCUCCAGGCUGGUGCAAAGAGUGGCACUGUGGGGUGCGUGUGAUAAAAAGUGGUCGUUUAGUCGGAUUUAUCUCCGCAAUCCCUGCGACUCUGCGUGUCUACGAUCACUCCCAAAAAAUGGUGGAAAUAAAUUUCCUCUGUGUUCACAAAAAACUGCGAUCAAAACGCGUUGCUCCAGUGUUAAUUCGGGAGAUAACGAGGCGAGUCAAUCUUCUGGGAAUAUUCCAGGCUGUCUACACUGCUGGUGUUAUUCUACCAAAGCCCAUAACCACCUGUCGCUAUUGGCAUCGUUCCCUCAACCCAAAGAAACUCAUUGAGAUCAAAUUUUCACAUUUGUCACGUAAUAUGACGAUGCAGAGGACACUCAAGUUUUAUAAACUUCCUGAACAUCCCAAAGUGCCUGGAUUUAGGAAACUCGAGGCCGGAGAUGCUGUUCAAGCUUAUAAAUUACUCAAUGAGUAUCUAGAAAAGUUUGAUCUGGCACCAAUUUUCAACGAAGAGGAGUUUCGCCACUGGUUCACACCCCACAAUGGCAUUGUAAACAGUUUUGUGGUGGAGAAUGAGGGGAAAAUCACGGAUUUAGUGAGUUAUUACACUCUACCGAGCUCUGUGAUGCAUCACCAGACGCACAAGACACUCAAAGCUGCUUACAGUUUCUACAAUGUCUCGACAAAAACACCCUGGAUUGAGCUGAUGACUGAUGCCCUUAUUUCAGCGAGGAAUUUGGGCUUCGAUGUUUUUAAUGCCCUCGAUCUAAUGGACAACAAGGCAUUCCUGGAGGCCUUAAAAUUCGGUAUUGGCGAUGGAAACCUUCAAUACUACCUCUACAACUGGCGUUGUCCCAGCAUGACACCCAACAAAAUCGGUCUUGUCCUUCAGUAACUCAGCAAAUUGAAAAUAGUGACAAGUCUGGAUGCUUUUUUUUACUGUGAACAUGAGUUCAGUCGAGUCCACGAGUUCGAGGACUUGGGGGGAGGGGAGUGAAAAAUGUGGGGAAUUCAAUGGACGAAUUGAGAAUAAUUAGUAGAAACAGAGGGGGGUGAAGAGUGUUUGCUUCGUAGCAAAGACAAAAUUCAUUAUUUUAAUUAAUUAAUAGAGGAUAUUAAUUUUUCUUCCUUCUGCCUUUGAUUUAUUUAGAAUUUGGGUCAUAUUUUUUUCUCUGGUAUUCGCCAUUUUGUCUGCCAUUAUAUUCGAAAUUCUGCCAAAUAAUGAAAACUGGAUGAUUUAUUAGGGAGUUGAUAAAUGAAGAAUAAAAAUCAGAUAAAGUUAUUUGAACAA